Suillus discolor is the source of this 450-nucleotide messenger RNA. RefSeq lists its product as uncharacterized. Bases 1 to 450 code for a protein of 149 amino acids. The transcript has 3 exons. Lineage: Eukaryota; Fungi; Basidiomycota; Agaricomycetes; Boletales; Suillaceae. The record is from RefSeq and is a predicted model, not a curated record.
AUGCAGCUUUCCUUCCCAACCGUAAUCGCCACCCUUGCUGCUGUCUUUGCUGUAGCCACUCCAGCAGCUGCCCAGGCUUGUGCCGAGGUUGAAAGGUUUGGCGUUGUUACAAUCAGUCCUACCACGCUCUCUCCCGGUGAUACCUUUACUGUGACAGCAAAUUUUAGCUGCGCUGCCCAACUUGGUGUGAAUCCCGAAUACAUCGACUACUACAUCAAAGUCCCUGUGAAUAACAACGGCUUCGAACCUCCUAUCCUACUUGCUCGUCGUACCCUCAAUCCGAGCUCGGCAACUCCUCUCCUCGAUUCAUUCACAACUCAGCUUCCUUAUGCAAACUACUUCAAUGCCUCUUACGUGGUGAUACUGGACACUACUUAUCCGGUGAACGGAACAAAUGGCUCUCCAUACUCUGUUGUUGGAAGCGUUGAGAUUCCCAUCAGCAUCCUCUAA